Molecule: messenger RNA, 649 nt
Organism: Cuscuta europaea
Lineage: Eukaryota; Viridiplantae; Streptophyta; Magnoliopsida; Solanales; Convolvulaceae
Source: the annotation of a GenBank genome assembly
UUAUUAAUUCCUUCAUAACAAAUCAAAGAGGCAGCAUUCUAUUCAAAAUGAAGUCUUCCUCAUUUGCCCUGCUACCAUUUUGCAUCAUAUUCGCCACCCUCUCCAUUGUGCAUCAUGCCUCUUCCAAACAAUCUGCAACGAACAUAACCGAGGCGAUAGAGGAUGCAUGCACGCUCACGAGAGCUCGAGAUCUUUGCGCGUCGGUGCUAAUAUCCGAUCCUCGGAGUGAGACCGGAGACAUCAGAAUGUUUGGUGUGAUCAUACUAGAGAAGGCCUUGUCCAAGGUGGUAAGUGAGAGUGGUGGUAUUCCCAUGGAAGGGGUAUGUGGCCCCAAGUCGAAUGAUCAUCAAAGGCUAGUACAUGAUAUCAUGGAAGCGAUCAAGAAGUUGAAAUAUGAUGUUAAGCCUGUGGCUUUUGCGGUGGAUAACAUGUCAAAUGCUAUUGAAGACAUUCUAAGAUGCACUAGUGCCUCUUCUGCCCUUGUGCGCCUUCUUCGCAUUGCUAUGGAUAUUCUCUUAGUUCUUCCAUAAAUAUUUUGCCUAGCCAUCUCGAUUGAUCAACAAUUAUUGAUUAUAUGUGUGUGUGUAUUUUGUUGCAAUUUCCUUCUUCUUAUCAUAUAUCAUUACAAUCUGAUACGUUCAUCAAUCAA